Arctia plantaginis is the source of this 4728-nucleotide messenger RNA. NCBI's taxonomy places the organism in Eukaryota, Metazoa, Arthropoda, Insecta, Lepidoptera, Erebidae. The record is from the annotation of a GenBank genome assembly.
AUGGAACAAGUAUUCUGUGAUAUAAUAAAAAACCUGCCAGAGGGCCAGCCCUUAGAGAUACCAAUCCAUCCUAAAAAGAUAAGGGUCCUCCCUGCCAUGGUGGCCAGAAACCCAGAAUCAGAAAUUUUAUGGUCGUCCUUCGAGACGAUUGCUCCAUCCACCUCUCGUGGACAUGAGACCCGUCCGCCCAUGCCUAUGGAGGCCAAUUCGACGGUAGAUUCGGUCUCAAAUAUAACGAAUACGGCGCCAUCACCUGCCCUAGUUCUUCCGGCCAGUGUCAGACCUCUCGACGAUACUGAAAUAGCCAAUAUGCUAAAUUAUGGCAGCGAAGAUGAGUCUGGCGAAGAGGAAGAAGGCAGUACCCCAAUGUUAGGGGUGCCCCGGAUGGCGCGGAUGUAUUUGGAAGAAGAUGAUAAGGAGAUCCAAGAAGGUUAUGUUCACGUAACCUUAAACUGGCCACCUCUCCCAUCUGAACUACGUACAUCUGCAUCAAUGCCCGGGUUACCAACGCCCGCCACACCGACGCCCACCUCACUGACGCCCACACCGAUGGUCACUUCACCCGUGCCUGCUUCGCUAUCCAUGACUCCCAUGGAGCCGAGCGAUAAAUUUAAGUUUAAUUGGAGAGCGAUUACAAUGCCUCAAAUUGAACCUCAUUUGAGGCGAGAACCUAAUAUGGAUCCUUUUACUCAGCGCAUGUUAGAAAGAGCUCGAGCUAGACAGGAGAAGAUUGACCAAAAACUUGCGAAUUCUGGACAAGUUGUGCCGAAACGGAAACCGCUAUCUGAAAAUGUGCCUAUCGUAAAAUCUGAAAGUUCACCAGCGAAAUCUCCUGGUAAAAUUGUUAAGGACACCUUACCAUCGUCAAGGAGGCAGUCUAAAGAGUGUACAAAGUCUGCAACUCCACCUAAGCGUCAAUCCAAAGAGUUUACGAAGUCUGAAACUCCUACAAAAGCCAUAUCGAAAAGAUCAAGUUUGAAAUCUGAAACAGCGUCUCCUCAGCGCCCUCGCAACGAUGUUAUAGUAACGAAAAAGGAGUUUAAAAGUCCUAAAAGGGGCAGUAUCACACGUCGGAACUCUGAUGUAUCAGUGGAAAUCAAUAUUUCUCAUAGAAAUGAUAUUCAGAUUGAAGUACAAGUUGAAGAGAGAGAUGUACCUAUCAGUGUUGUAUAUGACUCACAGGCUCUUCCUGGGAGCAAUGUAGUUAUCAAGGAAAUAACAGACGACACAUCCAGUAAUAUGGAGAAAGGAGCUGUGGAAAUGCCAGAGCAGAAGACUGACCGUAUUGGUCUGAGACACAACAUGAAGUCACGCCUAGACAGGCUUGGUAAUCUAUAUUCGGAUAAACCAAAUCUAUCAUCGCCGAUCCAUCGAACAGAGAACGACUUCUCGUCGGCCACUCCACCAUCAGACUUUGAACAGGCCAAACCGAAGCCACGGCCCCAGCCUGACGGUAAAAGAAAGUUCGGUAGACUAGCAGCGUUAGCCGAUCAAAUAAACAAUUGGGAAGACGAUCUGACCCAUCAUACUCAUCAACCAGAUAAUCACAAAAAGCCAAUACCAAAAUCUAAGAACAACGAACCUAAAAACAAAGAAUUGGAAGCUUCUACACUAGAUGUCUCCAUACAUUCCUUCAAGGAUAUCAACAUGGCAAUACAAUCUAAAAAUAAAUCGAAACAGAACGCUAAAAAAUUCGCACCACUUACAAAUCCUUCAAUGAACGAGUGUCAGAGACUCAAGAAACAAAUUGUGGCUGAAUUGGAGGACGAGGGCUACCGGCGCAUAUCAGCCGGCCAAUCGCGGCUCGUCUACGAAUUCACCACGAACAAAGCCGAUCGCAACCGACAGGACCCGAAGUUCGCAUCGACAACCCCCAGUGCCGCUUCAGCCCCCAACAUGGCCACUAUGGUGGCCCAGUCGCCGGGUAACCCGGCUUUAUCAAAGAAGCCGUCACUCAAAAAGUACAAGGCGCCCACGCCACCGCAGAAGGUCAUCGCUGAAGAUGAAUGUGAAAGUGAUAAAGACAACAAAGAGAACGCAGUGCAACACGAAGAUGACGAUAAUGACGCAACUGAUGAUUGUAAACAAACAAAACUGGAACCGGCCGACGAAAAACCGGCGCCAGAGAAAGAAUCGCCUGUGAUUAAACGGUUGGCUCCUAAAUUAAACGGGAACGUUGACAGGAGUUCUGUAUUAUCUAAAGCAGCUAUGUUUGAAGCCGGCAGCCCUAAGGCGAAGGACCCCGCCGAAAUGAGUUUGAGGGAGCGUAAAGCGCUCUUUGAAAAAAAUAAGGGUGCUGCCAUCAUUCCUAAAGCUCCCUUUGGGCUCGCUCCCUCCGUCAAGACUUUACACGGUGAUAACAAAGACAAGAAGUCAUUGACCCAAAAGACAACACCAACUAAAGUAAACUCCUUAGCGAACUCAAGAACUAAUUCAAAAGAUGAUAUUCCUGAUGACAACAUAAGUCAAAGUUCACUCGGAGGGGGUAUCAAAGGCAAACUAGCUGCAUUGUUCAGUAAAGAACAAACGAUUAGUGAAUCUACUAUCGCAAAUAAGUUUAAACAAGAAAGGGAGAAAGAGAUGGAGAUGCUUAAUAACAGGUUCCAUUAUAAGCCAACAAAACAACAAAAACCAGACAACGCAAACGAUUCUGAUGAUGACACGAGUGAACAUGACCCGUCAGAGAAGGCGCCACUCAUGGGCAGUACAAUGAGCCUCUCGCAAUCUACCAAAAAGCCGGAGAUCAUUGCCAACAUUCCUAAGGUUAACUACGACGAAAAGAGCAAGUCGCAGCUGGUUUUAAAUGACAAAGAGACUGAAAAGGAUGGCGAUAAAGUUAUUGGAUCACAACCUGUUAAAAGACGAAGCUCACAAGACUCACCAGUAGUACUUUCAGUUCUGGAUGAUGUUAAGAGAAUAAAAGUAAACAAUAACAAAAAAGAAGCUCAAACCAACGGAGCUAUUCUGCAACAACCAACUAGUUUAUACCCCCAUUUAUCAGACAUUGAAACAGAUACAUCACACACUCAAGAGGAAUAUUCUGAAUGCGGAGGCUCAAGCUCUGAAGAGACACCCUGCACUGUCAGUGACAAGCUGAACAAGUCUGAAAACUGGGCUGAAACAUCGUUCGGUCGUGAAGUGAUGAAUGUUGUUAAAAGGAAUAACAGUAGCUACCGAAAAGCAGUACGGGAGAGCGAUUCUGAAAGUGAAGCUUGUGACAGCGAGUUAGAUGAUAUGUUAGAUGAGGCGUUAGAACAACAAAGUGAAGGACCCACUCCUCCCAAGGUCAAUAAGCCUUCGGUGGAAUCAUCAUCAAGUUUCGUGUACCAGGAGCAUGCUACCUUCAAGUCUCCGUUGAAGCAGCAACCGGCCACACCAGCCUUCAGAUCUGACAAGGGAAGCGAACUCGUGCACAGUGUCAGCUUCUACAGGAGGAUGCAGAAUGCUUCUUCAACACCCUCAACGCCUAUGCGUAUAAUUCGACACGUUUCACCUGAACGUGAGCCACCUGCGACUCCUGACGAACCGACCGCCAACGUGAUGACUGUUCGGCAGCGCAUUGCCGAACUUCAGAACGAAAUUGGGAAACAACAGACUGUCAUAUCUCAGGCAAGUCAAGCUCUAAAUCUCUGUGCAGCCACAGUAGAGUUCAGUGGAUCUACAGAACAAGCUGAGGGAGAAAGAUUACUAUUAUUAGCAACUCAUCGCCGUCAAGCCUGUUUACACGAGUUGCAGCGGCUACAAGUAGAGGGCGCUGGCCCCGCGGCUACGGCUGGCAUGGCCUCGCUUCAUCUCAACACACUUACGGUACCACUCAAGAGGGAUUACAUCAGGCAACUUAAUGCUGAUGGUGCAGUGGGCCAUCACGCAGUCUGCCUAAUCAAAUGUCGUGAUCGAGUUCUGGCCACCAGCAUGCAACAGACGAAGCCUACCAGUAACUUACUUCACUUCCCCGAUGAAAUUCGCAUGUUAGGACUUGCUAGUGACUUCAAAGUGACUGUGGAAGUGUAUUUACUACAAGCUUCUAAGGAAUUUUUGCCACAUGACGUUAAAUAUCAUAUUAAUAGUAAAAAGUCGAGCUCCAAGCUGUUGACGCCCAAGUCGAAGGUGUCGGAGCUGAAGGCGCCGCGCGUGCACAGCCCGGCGGGCCCACACGCCGUGCGCUCGCCUCAGUUCGCGCUGCACGGCUACUGCAUCUUCGCUCUGCAGCAGGCCACCAGGAGGUCCUUCACGCUAAAUAAGCUCCCAGCCGCCAGUCCCCUUGAAGGAUCACUGAACAUGGAGAUAAAAGCCCGAGUCCAAGUUCCUCCUCCUUCCCCCCACGCGGCGUUCCUCACCGCCUUCGAUGACGUGUCAGGGCUCGGCGCUUGGCAUAGAAGAUGGUUCCGUCUGCACUGUCCUCGACUGGCUUACUGGAAGUAUCCCGAUGAUGUGCAGAAAAAGAUGCCUAUCGGCGAUAUAGACCUUUCCACCGUCAUAUCCGAAAAGGUGAUACGAGCUCCGCGAGACCUCUGCGCCCGCCCCAACACCCUCCUGCUCGAGUCCGCAGUACCGGCCGGACUGAUCGUCCCCGACGCCGACUCCCUGGUCUACGUUAAACGCCCCGACGGCUCAGUUGUUCGAAGACACCUACUAGCUGCUGAUACACCGAAAGACAGAGAUAUUUGGUUGGACUGCUUAAAUAAGGCGCUUGAAUAUGUCAGGUGUUGUGGUACUGAUGAUGACUAG